AUGAACCGGGUCGUCAUCCAGAGUCUGACGCUCAUCCUGAGCCAGACCCCCAUCCUGGGUCAGGGGCUGAACCGGACCCCCAUCCUGGGUCAGAGGCUGAACCGGGUCAACAUCAAAAGCCGGGCCGCCUCCAGGGCAAGCCGGGCCGCCUCCAGGGCAAGCCGGGCCGCCUCCAGGGCAAGCCGGGCCGCCUCCAGGGCAAGCCGGGCCGCCUCCAGGGCAAGCCGGGCGGUCAUGCAGGACGCAGACGGCCAAAGCCUCACCGCCACCAUGGUGGACACCAUCCUGAACCGGACCACCCUGGGUCAGAUCCCGAACCGGACCACCACCACCCCGGCUCGGAGGCCGAGACGGACCACCAUCCCGAACCGGACUACCACGCUGGCUCCCAUCCUGAGCCAGACCACCAACCUGGGUCAGACUCAGAACCGGCUCAUCAAUCCGAGCCAGACCACCAACCUGGUUCAGCGUCUGACCCAGACUACCAUCCCGGAUUACAGGCUGAACCGGGCCCCCAUCCCGAGCCAGACCACUACCUUGGAGGCUGAACCGGGUCAUCCGACCUCCCAUCCUGAGCCAGACCCCCACGGAGGUGACCCUGGCUAUGGUGGCGACGUAGGCACCAGCGACGGCAGCUAUGGUGGUGACAUAGAACACGGAGGUGACCCCGGCUAUGGUGGCGAUGUAGGCAGCAGCAACAGCAGCCAUGGUGGCGACGUAGAACACGGAGGUGACCCCGGCUAUGGUGGCGACGUAGGCAGCAGCGACAGCAGCCAUGGUGGCGACGUAGAACACGGAGGUGACCCCGGCUAUGGUGGCGACGUAGGCAGCAGCGACGUAGGCAGCAGCGACGUAGAACACAUAGGUGACCCCGGCUAUGGUGGCGACGUAGGCAGCAGCGACGUAGGCAGCAGCGACGUAGAACACAGAGGUGACCCCGGCUAUGGUGGCGACUUAGGCAGCAGCAACAGCAGCCAUGGUGGCGACGUAGAACACGGAGGUGACCCCGGCUAUGGUGGCGAGGUAGGCAGCAGCGACGUAGAACACGGAGGUGACCCCGGCUAUGGUGGCGAGGUAGGCAGCAGCGACGUAGAACACGGAGGUGACCCCGGCUAUGGUGGCGACGUAGGCAGCAGCGACGUAGAACACGCAGGUGACCCCGGCUAUGGUGGCGACGUAGGCAGCAGCCAUGGUGGCGACGUAGAACACGGAGGUGACCCCGGCUAUGGUGGCGACGUAGGCAGCAGCGACGUAGAACACAAAGGUGACCCCGGCUAUGGUGGCGACGUAGGCAGCAGCCAUGGUGGCGACGUAGAACACGGAGGUGACCCCGGCUAUGGUGGCGAGGUAGGCAGCAGCGACGUAGAACACGGAGGUGACCCCGGCUAUGGUGGCGACGUAGGCAGCAGCGACUUAGAACACGGAGGUGACCCCGGCUAUGGUGGCGACGUAGGCAGCAGCGACGUAGAACACGGAGGUGACCCCGGCUAUGGUGGCGAGGUAGGCAGCAGCGACGUAGAACACGGAGGUGACCCCGGCUAUGGUGGCGAGGUAGGCAGCAGCGACGUAGAACACGGAGGUGACCCCGGCUAUGGUGGCGACGUAGGCAGCAGCGACGUAGAACACGGAGGUGACCCCGGCUAUGGUGGCGAGGUAGGCAGCAGCGACGUAGAACACGGAGGUGACCCCGGCUAUGGUGGCGACGUAGGCAGCAGCGACUUAGAACACGGAGGUGACCCCGGCUAUGGUGGCGACGUAGGCAGCAGCGACUUAGAACACGCAGGUGACCCCGGCAGCCAUGGUGGCGACGUAGAACACGGAGGUGACCCCGGCUAUGGUGGCGACGUAGGCAGCAGCGACGUAGAACACGGAGGUGACCCCGGCUAUGGUGGCGACGUAGGCAGCAGCGACUUAGAACACGGAGGUGACCUCGGCUAUGGUGGCGACGUAGGCAGCAGCGACGUAGAACACGGAGGUGACCCCGGCUAUGGCGGCAACGUAGGCAGCAGCGACGUAGAACACGGAGGUGACCAUGGCUAUGGUGGCGACGGCAGCCAUGGAGGUGACCCUGGCUAUGGCGGCGACGUAGGCAGCAGCAACGGAGGUGACCUCGGCUAUGGCGGCGACGUAGGCAGCCAUGGUGGCGACGGCAGCCACGGAGGUGACCUCGGCUAUGGCGACGACGUAGGCAACGGAAGCCACGGAGGUGACCCUGGCUAUGGCGACGACGUAGGCAGCAGCGACGUAGAACACGGUGACCCCGGCUAUGGCGACGACAUGGGCUACGGAGGUGACCCCGGCUAUGGUGGCGACGUAGGCAGCAGUGACGGCAGCCAUGGAGGUGACCCUGGCUAUGGCGACGACGUAGGCUACGGAGGUGGCUUUGGCGGCAACGUAGAACACGGUGACCCCGGCUCUGACUAUGAAGGCGACGCCUUCUCUGGUGGCUACGCAGACGGAGACUCCGGGACAGACUACCCCGGUGGAGAUGGUCAUGCGGGAUACAAAGGUGACGGCGGCUCUGGAUUUGGAGUUAGCAGUGCGCCGUCUCUGUGCCCUUGUGUCCUACUCUCCCCCACCACAACGACCACGACCACCACGAGCAAACCGUGUGACUGCAGAAGAACCCCUCCCCCGAUCAUCGUGCCGUGUCCGAUCGCUCCGCCGUGCCGCACAAACGCAGUCUCCACGCAGCCGUGUCACAUGACCACCACGUCUGCGAUCGUCGUUCCACACACUUCCCCUGGAGUUCCCUCCCCCACGACCAGAAAAGCCCCUGGGCGUCCUGCCCCCAGAACUACCUCGGACCCUCUGGCUCUGAUAAAGGACCUUGACGCCUUCCCUCUCUCCUACGAGCCCACCAGCUUCUCGACCCGGCUCAGGUCCACCUCAGGGACAACACCAGGAGGUCCUGCUCCUGAGACCGGAACCACACCAGGAGGUCCCACAAAGUCCUCGACUGGAUUUUACAUUUCCACCAGAUCUUCUGUGGCAUCUGGCACAGAACUGCACGACUCUGACACUUCAGAGCUUCUGUCUCUGAUAAAGGACCUCGACGCCAUGAUCUUCUCCACUUCAGGAGGUCCCGCCCCCCGGCAAUCCACUCCAGGAGGUCCCGCCCCCCGGCAAUCCACUCCAGGAGGUCCCGCCCCCCGGCAAUCCACUCCAGGAGGUCCCGCCCCCCGGCAAUCCACUCCAGGAGGUCCCGCCCCCCGGCAAUCCACUCCAGGAGGUCCCGCCCCCCGGCAAUCCACUCCAGGAGGUCCCGCCCCCCGGCAAUCCACUCCAGGAGGUCCCGCCCCCCGGCAAUCCACUCCAGGAGGUCCCGCCCGCCGGCAAUCCACUCCAGGAGGUCCCGCCCCCCGGCAAUCCACUCCAGGAGGUCCCGCCCCCCGGCAAUCCACUCCAGGAGGUCCCGCCCGCCGGCAAUCCACUCCAGGAGGUCCCGCGACCCCCGACCCAUCAGACCUUCUGUCCCUGAUCAAAGACCUGGAGCCUCUGUCCACAUACGAGCCCGUCAGCCUCUCGACCUGCCUCAGGUCCACCUCAGGGACCUCUGUCGGUGUUUCGACCGCGACCACCAAAGCAACCAGAGCUACGGUAACCACCACGGACCUGACGCCGCCAGACCUCACCACGCCUCUCCCGGACCUCACCACGCCUCUCCCGGACCUCACCACCACCGCAGCCUGUGGCACCACACGAGCCUCUUGUGUGACAGUGGACGAACACGGGAACCUGGUACAGACGCCAGACUGCAGCUCGAUCACCACCACCACCGCCGAGAGAACGACCGUGGCGCAGACCACCCCCGAGAAGCUGUGCUGGUGCCCCUGCCAGGCCGGCUGGGAGACCCCUACGUCCUGA
Messenger RNA from Knipowitschia caucasica, 3867 nucleotides. The record is from the annotation of a GenBank genome assembly. Lineage: Eukaryota; Metazoa; Chordata; Actinopteri; Gobiiformes; Gobiidae.